CGGAUCUAUAUACACACUCUCCUGCAUGAUCUCGAAAAUAAAAAUAAAAGGUCGGUUUAACCAUUGUUCAGCUGGGCAGGCGCUGCGUAAGGAAGGGCACCAGUAAGAUUGUGUAGCGUCAGAUUACGAAGAGAAAAGUCCAUCUGACCCUUGGUCCUGGAACGGGCUCUAUAUAUAAGACAGGGCAAUCAAGUCAAACACUCGUCCCCACUUCGAGCCUGUCUCUCGAACCGCAACGACUUCCUCUGUUUCCCUCCAGUUUCCAAACCCGACGGCGACUCGAAGCUUGCGCUCUAGAGCGGGGGCCAUGGAGGGGGAGCUCGGGUACCUGUCGCCGGCGAUGUCGCCCUGCGUCUCCGCCGAGGGCUUCGGCUCGCCGAUUUCGGCGUCGCCGCAGGAGAAGCUGAUCGAUUCCUCUCCCUCUUCGUGUGUAUCCGACGACCACGGCGGCGGAGGCCAGCUCCGUUCGCUUACAUGGGGGUCAUCGCUGGAGAUGCAGCUGGACUCGCCCUCGUCGUGCGUCUCCGACGGCCGCGGCGGCAGCCACGACUCGCCGCUCGGCGCAUCAUCGGCGCAGGUGCGUGAGGCGGAGAGGCUCCUGCGCGCGAUCUCCGACCGCUACGACGACUGCUUCAUCCGCCUGCGCGACUCCACGGCCGAGCUCGCUGACCUCCGCCUCGAGCGCCUCCGUCUCAGAGCGGAGAACGUGCACCUCUCCCUCCUCCUCGAGGAUCUCGAGGCCGAUCAGAGGAGGCAGGCGUUCCCGGUGGCUGCGACACUGCCGCUGAAGCCCGCGGAGGAGGCAGCAGCACGCGGGGGCGCGCCGAAGAGCAUCUCCAUUCGAUCCAAGAGCUACCUCGCGGAGAAGCAUACGAAGGCGCAGCGCCUACGUGUUCGCGCGGCUCCGGCGAUGGAGGAGGCAGGGGAGGACGAGGAGAAGGGGGAUGGGGAAGUGGAGGUGGAUGCGUACAGGCAGGGCUCGCACAAGACGGAGCUGUGCAACAAGUGGGAGCGCGGCGCGUGCCCCUUCGGUGGCCGGUGCCGGUUCGCGCACGGCCUGCAGGAGAUGCGCCCCGUCAUCCGCCACCCGCGCUACAAGACCCAGCCCUGCCAGAUGAUGGCCGCCGCCUCCGGCUGCCCCUACGGCCACCGCUGCCACUUCCGCCACUCACCGGCGCCAGCCGCCGCCGGUUGCUACUAGUCCGCCGCGGCCGCAAACCCCAGCUACUCGUCUACCUGCGACUGCCGCGUAACGCGUCCUCUGCCAGCCCUCCUGCCGUCCUGCCCUCAUAACCUGCGUAAGUCUGAUGCCUCCGUUGCUUAUGUGUUGACAUAGGAUCGGUAUCAAUAGUAGGUGUUAAGGUCGGUAGUAGAAUUACUGUCAAGAAAAAUCAGUAGUAAAAUAAAGAAACACUGCUAGUUCAGGCCAGGAACCAGUACUCCGGUAGUGCUAAUGUCCAGCAAGUGAUGGGCCGAAGGGAAGCCGUGCAUGACAUGUGUGAAUUUUGAUUGCUGCAAGUGGAUCGUUCGUUUAUGUUUGUGGUAAGGAAUAGCCCACAUAAGUUCUGUAUGGUGGAUACUGGACUGGGCCCAACAUUCUGUAUGCUCUGGAAUCUGGAUGAUUACUGAUUGGAUGCUUCUGCCAUUUUAGCAACGUAAGCAGAGUUUGGAUGCUUUAGCAACGUAUACAGACUUACAAGUUUACAGAGUA
Brachypodium distachyon (stiff brome) is the source of this 1711-nucleotide messenger RNA. RefSeq names its product putative zinc finger CCCH domain-containing protein 21. Gene Ontology annotation, molecular function: metal ion binding; mRNA binding. Bases 308 to 1201 code for a protein of 297 amino acids. The transcript has 4 exons. The record is from RefSeq and is a predicted model, not a curated record. NCBI's taxonomy places the organism in Eukaryota, Viridiplantae, Streptophyta, Magnoliopsida, Poales, Poaceae.